AUGCCGCUCUUCGCCGGGAACCGGCGGGGGGGCGGCCUGGGGCACUCCUUCCUCCCCUCAUCGUCGAGGCCAGUUAGGCCCGGGCGGAAGCUCUCCGCAUCUUCGUCUUCGUCCUCGUCCUCAUCCCGGCGCAGGGGCCAAUUCCGGGACCUCCUCCGCGUCGCUAAUUCCACCCUCUUCGGCGUUGGCCUGUUGGUUUCUCUCUUCUUCAUCAUCGUGUUCCUCCGAUUCGGCAUCCCAAGCCAUUUCUCCUCGACGUCCACCUCGCCCAGCUCGAGAUCCAGGCACGCUGUGAUCCCCAGGGUACCGAGGAAGACUCCUAGCCGCAGGUUCAGCAGCUUAUCGGGCGGCAAUCUGCGGGAGGCCGGUGUCCCAGCUGCGGCAGUUGUAGACAUCACGACAAAGGAUCUGUACGACCGGAUCAAGUUCCGGGACGUGGAUGGUGGGGCGUGGAAACAAGGGUGGGAAGUGUCAUACGAUGUCCAUGAGUGGGACAGUGAGAAGCUGAAAGUGUUCGUGGUGCCUCACUCCCAUAACGAUCCCGGCUGGAAGCUGACGGUCGAAGAGUACUACGAGAGACAGUCUCGCAGAAUCCUGGAUACGAUCGUGGAGUCCCUAUCCAAGGUCUGUAUAUGCGUGUGCGUUAAGCUUAUCUAACUUCAAACUACCUUCUUUUUUUCUUGUUCAGGUCUUUUUUUCUUUUAUCAUGUCAAUCGAAUUUGAUUAACGUUUCUUCGAUUCGUUAACGAUAGACCCAACUGUAACUGCCAUGCGUCCACGGUUUUACAUUUUCACAGGAAUUGUUUGCUUUUCAUCUUAAAAAGCGGCUGGGUCACCGUACAUUAUUUUGUUCCUAUAAUAUUUUUUUAUUAUGGUUAUCUUACAGUGAUUCUUAUUUUUCCCUUUGACAAUUUAUUAUUCUUUGGCCUCUUCCUCCCAAAUCUGUUAUUAGACAUGAAAGAGACAUUGUAUAAUGCGUUUAUCAUAUUGUUACAAUUUUAUUUAUUUAAAUAGAAGGUCUCAGAUGACGAAUAGUUGGCUGACUACAGGGAACUUUUGAACCUUGUUUUUCUGCGGUAGGAUGAUCGCCGAAGGUUUAUUUGGGAAGAAAUGUCAUACCUAGAGAGAUGGUGGAGAGAAGCAUCAAGCACCAAGAAGGAAAGCUUCACCAAGUUAGUGAAGAAUGGACAAUUGGAAAUCGUUGGAGGAGGUUGGGUGAUGAAUGAUGAGGUAAGGUUUUUGGAAAACCUACGAUUUUGCAUACCAUCUUUUGUAAUCAACUAUGUCACACAAGGCCUAAGAUUAGUCUCUACAAGAGGGUGGAUGAAUUACUUCCUGAUGUCAUCUUAGCACAGAACUAAAAAUGAUUCCCGAUGAUACUUUAAUCAAUAACACCAUGAUAUGUAGUGGUUGGGCCCAACCCAUACCUAUUCUGCUCUCUAAGCAUUCGCUUGUACAUUUAUUGUGUAUCCUUAACCUGUUACAAGUUACCUUUCCAACGGUCUGACCAAAGUUUUACAAUACGACAAGCUGUGCUAAGUAGCAAACAUGCUCAAACCAACUUGAUCACUAAAUGGUACACAUGUAUGAAAAAACCAAGCACUAAGUAGGAAGAAUUUGUCAGAACCCUAUAAACUAUACUACUAAACAGGAGAAUCGUAUCUCCACGCAAAAAUGAAUAGAAAUUCGGGUUGCUUAAUAAUCGAAACCAAUUUAUGAAGUUCAGUAAUAUAUGUAAACUUAGUAGCUUAUAUUGUCCACCAGUGUUUAUUAAGCAUUUACAAAACCUUUAGCAAGGGAUGCUUUCUUGGCUUUCAUUGAUUCAUUAGUUCAAGUACAUGACAUAUUGAGUAACGCCAUGAUGUCUCCAGUGCAAAAGGACUGAGUGGCAACUUUUUUAUCUUUUUAUUAAUGGAUAACAACCACAAAAGUUUACUCCUGAGUACAAUAUUUUCAUUUGAAAAUCAUUUCGUGUGAAUCAUCUUCACGUUCUUUGUCUUUACAAGGAAUUCCCUGGUGAUAAAAUUUCAUUUUAUGUUUGUUUCUUUUGCAGGCAAAUUCACAUUAUUUUGCAAUAAUAGAGCAGGUAUGCUGUUGAUGUUCCUGUUCAUCACUAGUGUUUUUUGUUCAAAAUUGUUUUUAUACCGUCCAUUAUUCCUUAUCAAUUGUAUUCCUGGUGCUAUAAAGGUAUUAUUAAGAAAUUAAUUUUGCCUCGUCGUUUUUUUUUAUAAUUGCUGCCUUAUCCCUUUGGUUACUCAAGAGAAUUACCGUGAACAGAGUAUACUUUCCCUUGUUAUUUGGCUCCCUAAAUGGCAAGCAAAUGGAUAUCUUGUUAACUUCUUGUAUUAUCAAUUUUAAUCCUCUUAGAAAUGAUACGCAGCAUCAUCCCUAUGUCCUUUUAGAAAAACACUGCAUGGACGUUGUAUGGGGGUUUACUUGGAUCUCUCUUGCCAUUUGGCAGACGGGUAGAACUACAAGAGCAGUGAAGCUCCUUACCUUCUAUUCCGCCUAACCUUUUUCAAUCCGCUCCAAGGUUUCCCUUGUUACACGUGGCCUCUGAUGCCAUCUCUGAAGCCUGCCUCUCCAGCACCCCUGCAGUUCCAGCUGUAAAUCCAUUAACCUUCUUUGCAAAACUUUGUGUAAAACUGUACCAAAAUCUUCUUUUCUAGGAUGUCCUUGUAGAUUUCGUGCAUUAGAAAGUACAUUUCUGAAUGAAGUAUCAGUAUGGAAGAUAUGCCAGAUGCUAAACAGCAUAAUAUUAGUAUAUCUAAAUUCUUGUGCAAAGAACUAUCAUUAGGGACGAUGAUUCUAAUCAGAGAAUGUACGUAUACUAGAAGAAUAAAUAAUGUGGCACAGUCAUCCAGAAAUCAGUGUACAGAUUUGCAGCAUUUUAUCUCAUUAUGUUUGUAGCACCGUUUCUAAGGAAACUAUAUGCGCUUCUUUUUAUUAGUUGUUAUAGACACUAGUGGUUUGCCAUAGUUUUUCGUUUGGGAAUUUACUUGAGAUUCAUGUUAUUGUUUUUGGCACUAUCAAUGGUUUGCCUCAGCUUAACUAGAGCUCAUGGUGUUAGGGUCAGAAGAGAUGCUGAUAAAGGGAAUAGUUGAUUUGAUGUUCUGCCCUAAGUAGAUGUGUUGUAAGGGUGCAACUUUGAGAAGACUUUUUCGUUAUGUGGUCUCCUCAUUUCUCGAAGUUUCUUUUUCCCUCCCCUGCUGCUACUGCUGUUCUCUUCACACCUGCCAAAAAUUACCACUGUAAUCCCUGAACAACCGGAGAAAUAAAAAUAAACAAAAUUAGGUCGCAGGUUUCUCCCAGCUGUCAAAAAACUUUGCUGAUUCACUUCAUGUGAGCACUGUUACUGGUUGGGAACUCGACACUCAUUUUUUUAACAUGGAAGUCAGUAUGUUGCGGUUCUCUUCAUCGCUCAGUGCAUAAGUAUUGUUAUCAUGCUGCAUUUUGUUGGUGAGAUUUGUAUCUCACAAUGUUCUUAGUGUAUGAUAUGAUAUAAGUGUAUUGAUUAUCUUCGUAAAUGAACAUGUUAACUGGCUGGAUUAGGUCACGGAAGGAAACAUGUGGCUGUAUGACACCAUUGGAGUUGUUCCAAAAAAUUCUUGGUCAAUUGAUCCAUUUGGAUACUCGGCAACAAUGGCUUACCUCUUAAGGCGAAUGGGCUUCCAGAACAUGCUUAUCCAGAGAACUCACUAUGAGUUAAAGAAGGAACUAGCAUUGCACAAGAACCUGGAGUACAUUUGGAGGCAGGCAUGGGACGCGGAAGAAACAACUGACAUUUUUGUUCACAUGAUGCCAUUUUAUUCUUAUGAUAUUCCACACACAUGUGGACCGGAACCAGCAAUCUGCUGCCAGUUUGACUUUGCUCGGAUGUACAGAUAUGGUUACGAGAUGUGCCCAUGGAGGCAAGAUCCAGUGGAGACGACCCAGGAAAAUUUACAGGAGAGAGCGUUGAAACUCUUGGACCAGUACAAGAAGAAGUCAACCUUAUAUAGAACGAACACACUCCUUGUGCCCCUCGGGGAUGACUUUCGCUAUGUGUCUUUGGACGAAGCAGAAGCACAGUUUACAAACUAUCAGAAGUUAUUUGAUUAUAUCAACUCUAAUCCAAGUUUGAAUUCUGAGGUGAAAUUUGGCACAUUAGAUGAGUACUUCCAGACCCUACGUGAUGAAGCAGAGAGGAUAAACUAUUCUCGCCCUGCAGAAGUGGGCUCUGGGGAACUCCAAGGUUUCCCUUCCCUGUCUGGGGAUUUCUUCACAUAUGCUGAUAGGCAGCAUGACUACUGGAGCGGGUAUUAUGUUUCAAGGCCCUUCUUCAAAGCUGUUGAUCGCAUAUUGGAGCAAACGCUACGUGCAUCAGAGAUGAUGCUCGCCUUGGUCCUAGGCUACUGUGAUACAUCCCCCUGUGUGAGGCUCCCCAUUGCUUUCUCCCACAAAUUGACAGCCGCCAGAAGAAACCUUGCUCUUUUCCAGCAUCACGACGGUGUGACUGGCACCGCCAAGGAUCAUGUGGUGGAGGAUUAUGGGACUCGGAUGCACACUUCCUUGCAGGACCUACAGAUUUUCAUGUCCAAGGCGGUCGAGCUAUUGCUGGGCAUCCAACACGAGAAAUCAGAGCCUCUUUCGCCCUCCCAGUUUGAGCCAGAACAGGUGAGGUCGCAGUACGAUGUGCAGCCAGUCCAUCGGGUGCUCAAUAUGCCUCAAGGUCACACCCAAUCAGUGGUUUUCUUCAACCCGUUGGAGCAAGCAAGGGAUGAGGUGGUCAUGGUGAUCGUCGACAGCCCUGAUGUGUGUGUUCUGCAGUCUAACUGGUCGAGCGUUCAGAGCCAAGUUUCCCCUGAACUGAAGCACGGUGACCUGGGCAAGUUAGCCACCGGUAGGCAUCGGCUCUACUGGAGAGUCUAUGUUCCACCCCUGGGCUUGAACACCUACUACGUUGCUCUUGGCUACAUGGGCUGCGAGAAAGCCAAGCCUGCUGUGCUGAAACUGGCCUCUGGCAUCAGCCCACUGCCCUGCCCAGCUCCAUAUGCUUGUUCAGAACUCAAAGGAGAUAAGGUGGAGCUGAAGAACCGUCGUUACACCCUCACUUUUGACGUGAAGAGUGGCCUUAUGAACAGCGUGACUCGUACAGAUGGAACCCGGACUGUUGUUGGGGAGGAGAUCGGCAUGUACAGCAGCUCUGGCAGCGGUGCCUACUUGUUCAAACCCAUUGGGAGGGCCCGUCCAAUCGUGGAAGGUGGCGGGCAGGUGAUCAUCUCUGAGGGGUUUCUGGUCAACGAAUUGUUCUCUCAUCCUAAGACGCCCUGGGAGAAGACCCCCCUCUCUCACAGCACCCGCGUGUACAGUGCAGAAAACACCAUCCAGGAAUUCUACAUUGAGAAAGAAUACCACGUCGAGCUCAUUGGCCACGAUUUCAAUGAUAAGGAGCUGAUAUGCAGGUUCAAGACUAGCAUCGACAGCAGGGGAGUAUUCUACUCUGACUUGAAUGGAUUCCAGAUGAGCCGAAGAGAGACCUAUGAGAAGAUCCCAUUGCAGGGGAACUACUAUCCGAUGCCCUUGCUCGCCUUCUUGCAGGGCACUGAUGGCAGCCGCUUCUCGGUCCACUCCAGACAGGCUUUGGGCGCAGCAAGCCUUCAGGACGGGUGGCUGGAGAUCAUGCUCGACCGGCGCCUCGUCCAGGAUGACGGCCGCGGGCUCGGACAAGGCGUGAUGGACAAUCGUCCCAUGAAUGUGGUCUUCCACAUACUCACAGAGUCCAACAUAUCAGCUGCGGUUGCCCCUUCUGACCCGCUGCCCCUCCAGCCAUCCCUCCUCUCCCACCAGAUCGGGGCUCUCUUGAACUACCCAAUCCAUGCAUUCACCAGCAGGAAAACGCAGGAAGUGUCAUCUCUACACCCUCCCCCAAGGGCAUUCUCUCCACUGACUUCCUCUUUCCCGUGUGACCUGCACAUUGUGAGCUUCAAGGUGCCACGGCCGUUGAACUACUCUCAGGCGUUGCCAAGGGAGCCAAGGUUCACAAUGAUCUUGCAGCGGCGAGGCUGGGACUCUUCCUACUGCAGAAAGGGUGGCCUGCAGUGCAUUCCGCUGGGGGACGAUCCCCUCAAUCUUGACAUCUUCAAGGAUCUGGAGCUGCUGAAUGCCAGGGCAACCUCCCUGAACCUCAUGCACAACAGUGUGGAGAUGCUGGGUUACAUUGAGCAGGUCGAAGAUGCCGCCCAAGAGGGGCACGCGUUGAUGUCCCCCAUGGAAAUACAUGCCUACAAGCUUGAAAUCAGGCCGCAAAAAUAA
This is a messenger RNA of Spirodela intermedia, 6294 nucleotides long. NCBI's taxonomy places the organism in Eukaryota, Viridiplantae, Streptophyta, Magnoliopsida, Alismatales, Araceae. The record is from the annotation of a GenBank genome assembly.